Messenger RNA from Guillardia theta CCMP2712, 861 nucleotides. RefSeq lists its product as hypothetical. The record is from RefSeq and is a predicted model, not a curated record. NCBI's taxonomy places the organism in Eukaryota, Cryptophyceae, Pyrenomonadales, Geminigeraceae. Bases 1 to 861 code for a protein of 286 amino acids. The transcript is spliced from 7 exons. Gene Ontology annotation, molecular function: ATP hydrolysis activity; ATP binding.
AUGAUCGAAAUGAUCGAGAGUGAGAUAUUGGAUCAGAGUCCUGGAAUAAGUUGGGAUGAUAUAGCUGGACUCGAAUUUGCUAAGGCAAGUGUGAUGGAGAUUGUUGUUUGGCCCAUGCUUCGCCCAGACAUCUUUACUGGUCUGCGAGGGCCACCCAAAGGGUUGCUUCUGUUUGGGCCUCCAGGAACGGGGAAAACCAUGAUUGGAAAGACGAUUGCUACGGAGUCAGGGGCAACAUUUUUCUCAAUCUCUGCUAGUUCACUCAUGUCAAAAUGGAUAGGGGAGGGAGAGAAAAUGGUUAGGGCCCUAUUUGCUGUUGCGCGUGUCAAUGCUCCUUCGGUGAUCUUCAUAGAUGAAAUCGACUCCUUGCUGUCACAACGAUCAGAAGGAGACUUCGAAGCUUCGAGACGAGUCAAGACAGAGUUUCUGGUACAAAUGGACGGCGUUGCCUGUUCUCAAGAGGAAAGGAUCUUGCUCGUUGGCGCCACGAAUCGUCCACAAGAACUUGAUGAGGCUGCAAGACGUAGGAUGGUGAAACGUCUGUACAUCCCCCUCCCGGACUCGGCAGCUCGUCAACAGUUGGUCACACAUCUCAUGAGGAAUCAAAGUCAUGACCUUUGUGAAAUGGACCUCCAAGAAAUUGCAAACUUGACCAAGGGCUAUUCAGGAGCAGAUGUCAAGGCUCUCUGCACCGAAGCUGCGUUCAAUCAAAGCGUUCGUCCGAUCAACAUUCAAGAUUUCAAGAACGCUUUGAGACAGGUCCGAGCCAGCGUUUCUGACAAGGACAUCUCUAACUACAUAGAGUGGAACCAACAAUACGGUUCGUUCCCGGUAGAAGAUGAGGAAAGUUCUGCUGCCUGA